Messenger RNA from Salmo salar (Atlantic salmon), 3923 nucleotides. RefSeq names its product guanine nucleotide-binding protein G(s) subunit alpha. Gene Ontology annotation, biological process: adenylate cyclase-activating dopamine receptor signaling pathway; sensory perception of chemical stimulus. Gene Ontology annotation, molecular function: insulin-like growth factor receptor binding; GTPase activity; GTP binding. NCBI's taxonomy places the organism in Eukaryota, Metazoa, Chordata, Actinopteri, Salmoniformes, Salmonidae. The record is from RefSeq and is a predicted model, not a curated record. Gene Ontology annotation, cellular component: heterotrimeric G-protein complex; cytoplasm.
CUGUUUGCCCCACCCCAUCUAUUCUGCUCUGUCUAUCUCAAUGUGCUAUUCCCGGAGAAAAAGGGGAAAAUAAUACCUUCAAUAAUUGGUUAUUCCCGUGUUUAAUCUCCCACCACCAGCCCAGGAGGGGACUGCCGUCAUAGUGGAAUGUGUUAUUACAAUCCGCGUUAUAUUUAUGAAUGUAUAUGCACAUGUAAGCUCUACCUACCAUUCGAAUUCAAAAGAAAUAUGCAAGAAACUGGAAACAUUCGAAGGAUUUUUGUAUUUUCUUCAUGUUUAGAAGAAUCAGAACCCAUUUAAGAAUGUGUUGGGGACUAUCAAAGCGCUAUUAGGAACCUUGCUGAUGUGAGUAGGGGUACACAUUUCAGCAACAAAAGAAAAGACAGAGAAGGCCCUUUGGAUUGAGAAAAAACAGCAAAGAACAGCCAUCACAGAAACGGGGAAAAAUCAAUUAUUUCGGGGAUCUAAACUGAAAAUCGGACUCACAGUUUAGAUCGAGGAUCAUUUUAUGGAUAUAAAAGAAGUUGAAUGAAGACGGAAGCAAUGGAAAUAUUACACAUGUAGUUCGUUAAGUGUAGCCUUAAUAUAGUUUUAUUUCUCUAGUUUAUCUAUAGGCUAUGCGUAGAGAAAUGCCGUUUUAAGGAAAUAAACAGAAAAUAGGCCUUUUCCCCAAAAUAUGUUUAUUAUAACUUUUGCCAAAAAGAUCCAUGUCAUUGUACAGCCGAGUUUCUGUGUCAUGCCGAGUUUGGGUCCCUGUCACAGGCAACAGUGAGACGUGAGACCCGGGCUGUUCGUGAGAUGAAAAUAGGCUAUUUAUCCCCUCCUCAAUUGAAUGUGAAAGUGGUAAAAGCCUCAAUCAACCUUAACAUCUGUGGAUGGUCAUCAAUAUCGGUAUAUAAAAACUAUAUGUGAAGAAGGAAAACCCUAACAGAAUUGACCAAGUGAGAGGGCGGCCUGGGUGUCGUCAUCAACAGUCUCCUACCCUCUGACAGCAAGAUCUACUGAAAAUACGCAUUAUGUACACAUAAUUACAAGCGCGAUGGGUUGUUUGGGCAACAGCAAGACUGAAGAUCAGCGAAAUGAGGAGAAGUCACAAAGAGAAGCAAACAAAAAGAUAGAGAAACAACUUCAGAAGGACAAACAGAUAUAUAGAGCAACUCACAGGCUACUACUUUUGGGGGCUGGUGAGUCAGGGAAGAGCACCAUAGUGAAACAGAUGCGGAUCCUCCAUGUGAAUGGCUUCAAUGCAGAAGAGAAGAAGCAGAAAAUUCAUGAUAUCAAGAAUAAUAUUAAAGAAGCUAUUGAGACCAUAGUAGCAGCUAUGAGUACACUGACGCCUCCCGUUCAGCUCGCCAGUCAACACAACCAAUACCGAAUCCAAUACGUCCUCAACCUAGUCAAUCAGAAGGACUUUGAAUUCACAUCUGAGUUUUAUGAAAAUGCAAAGACUCUCUGGCAGGAUGAGGGCGUGAGGGCGUGUUUUGAGAGAUCCAAUGAGUACCAGCUGAUCGACUGUGCGCAGUACUUUCUAGACAAGAUUGACAUUGUGAAACGGAGUGACUACACUCCCACUGAUCAGGACCUACUGAGAUGCAGAGUGCUCACCUCUGGGAUCUUUGAGACCAGAUUUCAGGUGGACAAAGUCAAUUUUCACAUGUUUGACGUUGGUGGUCAAAGGGAUGAACGUCGGAAAUGGAUCCAGUGCUUUAACGAUGUAACAGCCAUUAUUUUCGUGGUGGCCAGUAGCAGCUACAACAUGGUGAUCCGGGAGGACAAUCAGACCAACCGUUUGCAGGAGGCUCUGAAUCUAUUCAAGAACAUCUGGAACAACAGGUGGCUGCGGACCAUUUCUGUCAUCCUAUUCCUCAACAAACAGGACCUGCUAGCAGAGAAGGUUUUGGCUGGGAAAUCAAAAAUUGAAGAGUACUUCCCAGAGUUUGCACGCUACACCACACCGGACGAUGCAACACCAGAACCAGGGGAGGAUCCACGCGUCACGAGGGCAAAGUACUUCAUACGAGAUGAGUUCCUGAGGAUCAGCACAGCCAGCGGAGACGGCAGGCACUAUUGUUACCCCCAUUUUACCUGUGCCGUCGACACGGAAAACAUCCGCCGGGUCUUCAACGACUGUCGGGAUAUCAUUCAGAGGAUGCACCUUCGGCAGUACGAGCUCUUGUGAUGGGAGGGGGUUGCAACACAGACUCUGAACCUUCACCUCCGGUCUCUCCCUGAAGCCCACCCCUGUCGACCUGUUCCUAACUCGGUGUACUCUUGGGGACUCCUGAAGUCAAACUAGACAUGAGCUACAGAGUAACCUGGAAAGACUAUUGAAAUACUGCAAAACACAGAAUACAUCCAAGCCAGAUCAGCUGAACUGCACUUUAGCACUGAGCUCAGGACUCAAACCCAUUUCACCACACACACAAGCGUGUACACGCUGACAUAACACCGAACUCUCUCUCUUUCACACCAUUAGUUUAUAUUUUGAGACACACACACUUAGACACACAUGCUCUCAAAUGUACCCUCCGAUAACUGCUUGCUGUUCUGAAAAAGAACACGCUUUUACUCGACUACAUGGUCCUGGACUGGGUGAGCUCAGAGUCUUAGCUGCUUACUGUCUGCAGCCACAGAUUGACUGGCUCAGUGCUUUCAAUGACUUCACAGCCAAGAUACCUACUAGGAGCAACGUUGAUGACUGACAAUGAACCGGAGAAGCAUCGUGGUGGGCAGGGCAUGGGGGGAGGGGAAUAUCUAUGUCAAUUUGGUGGAGCUUGGACACCAUGACGCUCACAGGAUUGUCACAUGACUUUGCCUUGUUUGUACAGCAGCGGGAGGAAAAAGGCCAACGUUCACAGAACUCAAUGGAGUGCAAAAAACAUAUACAGUACCAUAUAAGUGAAGAGAAGUCCGAUCAGCCCUGUUUCAGUCUCCAGUUGUUUUGUCUGUGUAAACUGUUGUGCCAUUGUGCCCCCCUCUCUCUCUCUUAUCACCCCUCCUCCCUGUCCACUCUCUUAACCUCACCUCAUACCCUGCACUGUUACUUUACUGGCAAUGCUCUUUGUUUUGUUUUUAAAGAAAAAAGUAAUCCUGAAAUUAAAAAAAAAAAAUAAGGAAGAAGAUAAUAAAUGGGAUUCUAUUCUUUACUCAUGUGGUCAACCCCCCCUCCACCCCUUCCUUCCAAGGCUAUUUGUAUGUCUGUCUUUACUUUACUGCUGAACUAUUAUUCUUGUACAGACUGUAAAAUGUAUUAUUUUGUACAACUUUAUUGAAAAAAUAGAAGAUCCCUGUGCCUUGAUCACGACUGUACGUGUAUAAUGAGCUAAAGUGGGUGUUAUACUGCGCUGUAUAGCUUGGCCAGUGUCCCCCAUCUCUCCAGGGAAGGAGGACAACCAUUCGUAGAUUUAGAUUUUUAUUUCUCUCCCCCAACUCCCCUUUAUGAUUUAAAUGUUUAUUUUUGGAUCCAUAUACCAAAAGAAAGAUAAAUAUAUGAAAUGUUUAUGGAUUUUUAAAAGUAUUUUAUUAGAAUCAAAGACACAAAUUGUACACUUGAUAUAGUGUGCGUAUUGCUAGAACUUAAAUCCUUUCCAAUUAGGUUUUGUUUCAUUAGUGACUUUCUGCAAACAACAUUUUGAAGGGUGAGUUUUAUUUACCAUUUUUAGCUUUAAGGUAAAGGGUGAUGGAAAAAUAUCCAAAUGCAAAACAUUGCUUGUUUCUACAUGAAUCUUUUCUUUUGCUAAAGAAAACAACAAUCAAAAAAUGGUAUUGUUUUGGGCUCCUUCCUAGUGUUCCACAACAGAGACUGUACAGUAUUACAUUUUCACUUCAGUGCCCUAGUUUUCAUUUAUUAUGUACAUCAAACAUGGGUUUCUACUUUCAGAAGAGGAGCUCUGCAAAAUAAAGUUGUUUUUUGGUGCAGACAG